Molecule: messenger RNA, 1292 nt
Organism: Parathielavia appendiculata
Lineage: Eukaryota; Fungi; Ascomycota; Sordariomycetes; Sordariales; Chaetomiaceae
Product: putative glutathione S-transferase Ure2-like protein
Exons: 1
Coding region: 412-1104 (230 amino acids)
Source: RefSeq, a predicted model, not a curated record
CCCUCCGGCCAUCUCGCAAGUCACAACUGCACCGGCCAUACUAUGCAGUAUGCACACGCAUUUGGCAAUUGCCCAUGAUUACCAAUAACGAAUAGCCACGAUUACCUAUGCUUUUGUCAUCUGCGAUGCUGCCGAUGCACAGGAUGCCUUGCGCUUACCUAACUCGGCUCUCGGGCUGUUUCACAUGCGCGUCCACCGGCUCGCGACAUUGGAGACGGGGCAUCUUUGUUGAUCUUGGUGAGCCUCACAGGGGUCCGGGGAGCUGAGAACACGGGCGCCGCGUUUGGUACUAAUACCCCCUUUGCCACCUCUCCGUCUGUUGCCUCCUCGAUUCGACGCCACAGCCCGUGCUCUCUUCCAACUCUCCAGCCAAGCAAAACAACCCACACACUCAUCCAUCCACUCAUCAACAUGUCCUCCUUCGCCAACCUGAAGCCCAUCAAGGUCUGGGGCAAGGGCGGCCCCAACCCGCCCAAGGUGGCCAUCCUGCUCGAGGAGCUGGGCCUGCCGUACGAGGCCAUCCCCGUGCCGCUCUCGGACGUCAAGAAGCCCGAUUACACGGCCAUCAACCCCAACGGGCGGCUGCCGUCCAUCUACGACCCCAACACGGACCUGACGCUAUGGGAGUCGGGUGCCAUCAUCGAGUACCUGAUCGAGAAGUACGACCCGGAGCACAAGUUGUCCUUCCCCGCCGGCACGCCCGAGUCGUACCACGCCAAGCAGUACCUCUUCUUCCAGGUCUCGGGCCAGGGCCCCUACUACGGCCAGGCCGCCUGGUUCCAGGCCUUCCACCAGGAGAAGCUCCCCAGCGCCAUCGAGCGCUACGUCGGCGAGGUCAACCGCGUGACGGGCGUGCUCGAGGGCAUCCUCAAGAAGAAGGCCGAGGAGGCCGGCGGCUCUGGCGCCGACGGCCCGUGGCUGGUCGGCAACAAGUACUCGUUUGCCGACCUCGUCUUUGUCUCGUGGCAGACCAUCAUCACCAAGCUCAUCUCGACCGAGCAGUACAACCCGGAGGACUACCCCCACGUCAAAGGGUGGAUCGAUCGGAUACUGGCGAGGCCACCGGUUCAGGCCGGUCUGGGCCAGGGUGGUAAGCUCACGUAAGGGGGAUGUGAUGGGCAAUGGAUGUUCAGCAAGCGGAGGGCAGGGAUAAAAGGUGUUAAAUCUGGGCUCAUGUCAACCAACAAGCGCCUCAGAAAUGCCAAAGUGCUAGCACUCCUGUUAUCUGGCCGAGGCUUAGUUACAUCAAGCAGGGUAGAUCAAAUGAGAUCUGGUGAUCUGGUUUAAGUGUA